GCCCGCGUUUGUUGACGGUCCUUUGUGCUCGUAGUUUUGCUACGAGUGAAGGACCGUCACGCUGGGCACGCCAUGGCCCGCGUCUUGGAGUUAGGCAUGAGGAGGGCGCCGCCCUUGGGUUCGCGCCAGUGGGCUGGCGCCAGCAAGGUCACUCAAGAAGCGGACGAACAUGUCGCGACCGAGGGCGAGCAGGGCCGCGGGGGCCAGCGCAGUGGUGGCGCAUCAACGUGUGGUGUGAUGUCACUAAAGUAA
Molecule: messenger RNA, 252 nt
Organism: Phytophthora sojae
Lineage: Eukaryota; Oomycota; Peronosporomycetes; Peronosporales; Peronosporaceae
Exons: 2
Source: RefSeq, a predicted model, not a curated record